CUGAGGUCAGUCCGAGAGCUGAAGCUGAACCUGCAGCUACAGUAUGUGGACAUUCACUGUGAUUCUCUUCAGUCUAUUAGGCGUUAAUACUGUAAUCUCAGCCACAGCCGACGAUGGUCCAAUUGUGCACACGAAAUAUGGGGCUCUAAAAGGUGAGUUCAUGAGAGCUAAAGGAAAGGACACGAUCGUCCACAGCUACCUGGGCGUGCCGUUUGCCAAGCCACCUGUGGGCCCUUUGAGACUGUCCGCCCCACAACCUGCAGAACAAUGGCAAGGAGUGAGAGACGCCACCAAACAGCCAUACAUGUGUAUGCAAAACAGGGAGCUGACUGUAUCAUUUAUAAGUAAUAGUCAUUCCAUGACCGUGGACGUUCCUCAAGUGUCAGAGGACUGCCUUUACCUCAACAUUUACACGCCUGCUAAACCAAAUAAAGAUGCCAAGCUACCUGUUAUGGUUUGGAUCCAUGGUGGAGGCUUCUCCGUAGGCUCGGCUUACAUGUUUGACGGACAUGCACUGGCAGCCUAUCAAAACGUUGUUGUAGUACUAAUCCAGUACAGGCUUGGAUUAUUUGGAUUUUUCAGCACAGGGGAUGAACACGCACCAGGAAAUUAUGGCCUCCUGGAUCAAGUGGCGGCUCUUCAGUGGGUUCAGGAGAACAUCCACAGUUUUGGAGGUGAUCCUGGAUUAGUCACGAUCUUUGGACAGUCUGCAGGAGGAUCCAGUGUGUCCUACCAUAUAUUGUCACCUUUGUCUGCUGGACUUUUUCGUUAUGCUAUAGCAGAGAGUGGUACUGCUGCAAUAGAUCCUUUCUUUACAGACAGUCCAUUAUCAGUAGCUCAGCCUGUGGCUAAAGCGUUUGGCUGUGACACUUCAAGCACAAAGCAGAUUGUUGAUUGUAUUAUGCAGUUGUCACAGGAGGAUUAUUUGUCAGUGAACCAAAAGGAGGAGUUCCAUUUUAAAGUAACAAAGGAUGGACGAUUCCUUUCUAAAUCUGUGGAUGAACUUCUACAGAACAAAGAGUUCAGCAAAGUGCCGUUUAUUACUGGGGUGAAUAAUGAUGAAGGAGGUUUUAUUCUUCUUAAUUUCCUUGUUCCUCAAGGAUGGACCGAAGGAGUGGACAGAGAGCAAGUUUCGUCAUUACUGCCUAAGAUUUUGAUGUAUCCUGAUCUUGGUGGUAAAUGGCUUUAUGAAAUAGUGGCGAAUGAGUACCUGGGCACCACGCACGAUCGGAUUAAAGUCCGAGAUGCUUUAAGAGAGAUAUGUGGCGACUUUUGGUUUAACAUACCUGCUCUUAAAGUAGCAAAACACCACAAAGAUUCUGGAGCACCAGUUUACAUGUAUGAAUUCCAGCACACUUUCAACGAGCACCAGAAAAAAAGGCUAAGCUUUGUAGGAAGUGACCACGGGGAUGAAUUCCUCUUUGUUUUUGGUGGAUGUUUUGCAAAUGGUCACCUUAAGCCAAAUGGUCAGUUUACAGAAGAAGAGGAUGAACUGUGUAGAACUAUAAUGGCCUACUGGGGAAACUUUGCUCGCACUGGGUCUCCAAACGGACCAGGCCUGACCCCAUGGCCAGAGUUUGGUGCUGAAGCUGAGUAUCUGAGCAUUGGCCUGGAGCAGAAGCCUGGAAAGAACUUGGAGAGAAAGCACUAUGCAUUUAUAACCCAAACUCUGCCACGAUUAAAGCAUGAGACAAAAGAUGAUCCAAUUGUGCAGAUCAAAUAUGGAACUCUAAAAGGUGAGCGUGUGACGGCUAUAGGGAAGGACACAGUUGUUUACAGUUAUCUGGGUGUACCAUUUGCAAAGCCACCAGUGGGACCUUUAAGAUUUACUGCACCCCAACCUGCAGAACAAUGGCAAGGAAUAAAAGAUGCUACAAAGCAGCCAUACAUGUGUAUACAAAACAGGAAAGCUACUAUUGAUCUCUUCGCCAAUGAAACACUCAAUACGGAAGUUCCUGAAGUGUCAGAAGACUGCCUGUACCUCAACAUCUACACUCCAGCAAAACCUGGAGAAAAUACCAAACUACCUGUCAUGGUUUGGAUUCAUGGUGGAGGACUAAGCAUUGGUUCUGCAUCAACGUACGAUGGAUCUGUUUUGUCUGCCUACCAGAAUGUAGUUGUUGUCCUAAUUCAGUACAGACUGGGUCUAUUCGGCUUCUUUAGCACAGGAGAUGAACACGCACCGGGAAACUACGGGCUUCUGGAUCAGGUGGCAGCUCUUCAGUGGGUUCAGGAGAACAUCCACAGCUUUGGAGGUGAUCCUGGCUCAGUCACCAUCUUUGGGGAAUCUGCAGGAGGAGCCAGUGUGUCCUUUUUGCUUCUCUCUCCAUUGUCUACUGGAUUGUUCCAUCGUGCCAUUGCAGAAAGUGGCACUGCCACAAUGAAAGGCAUUGUGGGGAAUCCUUUACCAGUAGCCCAGCUACUGGCUAACAGGUCGGGUUGUGACAUAAGUAGCACACAAAAAAUUGCUCAGUGCAUCAAGCGGUGGUCGACUGAGGAUGCGAUAGCACUUUCAAAAGAGACCUUGUUUCAACGGUUUGUAGUGACAGUAGAUAAGACAUUUCUUCCCAAGCCUGUGGAGGAACUCCUUCAGAACCAGGAGUUUCAUAAAGUACCACUCAUGACUGGUCUGACCAAUGAUGAGUUUGGUUGGUUGAUGCCAAAUUUCCUUGCACCUUCUGGGUGGAUGGAUGGAAUGAAUAAAGAACAAAUACUUGCAUCAAUGACUCCUUUCACUUCUGAAACACACCCUCAGUGGAUUAAUGAACUGCUGGUAGAAGAGUACCUGGGUUCUACUGCUGACCCAAUUAAAAAUCGUGAUGGCUACAAAGAGUUGAUGGCAGAUAUGAUCUUCCUCAUUCCAACUCUGACUCUGGCUAAAGCCCAUAAAGCUGGUGGUGCUCCAGUUUAUUUGUAUGAGUUCCAGCAAGCACCCAGCAUUUUUCAGGCUAACAGGCCCAGCUUUGUUGGAGCUGAUCACACAGAUGAACUUGUCUUUGUUUUUGGUUUGUGCUUUGGAAACGCUCACGUCAAGGCAACUACCUCAUUAACGAAGAAAGAAAAUGAACUGUGUAGGACUGUGAUGGCAUACUGGGGAAACUUUGCUCGCACUGGGUCUCCAAAUGGACCAGGCCUGACACCAUGGCCUGAGUUUGGAGCUGAAGCUGAGUACCUGGGCAUUGGCCUAGACCAAAAGCCUGGCAAGAACCUGAAGAAGGAGCGUUAUAUCUUUAUGACUGAGAAGCUUCCAGAGUUGGUGGCUGCAGCUCAGACAAACACUGAACAUGUUGAGCUGUAGAGGAUACUGUGGUUUCUUUAUACAAUCCAUCUUUUAGGGGUUCUGUAAAGUGUAUGAUUCUAUUACAAAUACAAUGUGGUAUUUAAAAUUUUAUAUGGGAUCUAAAUGUAAGCAUGUAUUAUUUGUUGAGAAGGGAUUGUCUUCCUUAGCUUCAGACCAAAGCUGUCACUUGGGGCAUUAUUUAAAAUGUUUACUGACCUGCACUUGGCAUCAUACUGUAGGUUUGUAAAACUGAUCAGCUGAUGAAACUCUAAAGUGUAAACUAAUAAAAAAUCCCUUAACCUGAAGAAUAAUUCAGAGUCGGACAGGAUGACAUUUUACUCUAAUUUAUUGGGAAGAGAUGAACAUAUAAGCUUCAAAGCUCCCUGAAGUCAUGUGAUGUUUACAUGAGACAUUUGUUUCUCUGAAAAUUAAUUUGAUGAAUAUACUCGACUUGAAA
This is a messenger RNA of Clarias gariepinus (North African catfish), 3737 nucleotides long. Its product is annotated as liver carboxylesterase-like. The coding region runs from base 44 to 3298 and encodes 1084 amino acids. The transcript has 25 exons. The record is from RefSeq and is a predicted model, not a curated record. Lineage: Eukaryota; Metazoa; Chordata; Actinopteri; Siluriformes; Clariidae.